UUUUCACGGUUAAUACUAUGUAUAAAACAAAAAACACAAACAAUAAUAUGUUAUACUCGUAACUUUAAUUUCCGUUUUACAAAAGUGAGUUCAAAGGUUGUAUUUACAUAGUAAUCAAUUAUCACAAUAUCAAUACAAACGAAAUUUAUCAUAAUUCGUAUGAUUUUUAAAUUAUACACGCUACCUAUGUUUAAUGUUAUAAAAUAUCUUUUAUUUUAAAACUUAAAUUAAUAUAUUGUAAUCUGAAGUGACUAGUAAGUAGAACAAUGGUUGAUAAUAGUAUGAUAGCUAGCGAAUACACAUCAAUCAAAUAUAGUUCGAUGGCGACAUUGGCUCAAUUGUUGGCUACUAUAGCACAGAGUUUUCUGUCAAUCGGUUUGGGUAUGCAAUUAGCAAUAUCAGCAAUUGUUAUUCAUCACUUGUACGGAAAUACUAAAAGCGAUUUCUCAAUAUCACUAAACGAAGCAUCUUGGUACGGGAGUAUAUUGUUUAUAAUUCACCCAUUUGGAUGUUUUCUAUCGGGUAUCCUACAAGAGAGGUUCGGAAAAAAGCGUUGCAUGAUUUUUGCAAACAUUCCUAGCAUCAUCGGCUGGACUUUACUGUAUUUAGCUCACUCGUCGUUUUUUCUCUACGCAUCGACACUUUUGAUGGGAUUCAGUAUAGGCGUUGGCGCUGGCGCAGUACACGCCUACAUCGGAGAAAUAACAGAACCAAGAAUCAGAGGAGCCAUGGCUUCACUAACGAAUACUGCAGCUUUAUUUGGAAUAAUGAUAACUUUUACUUUGAGUUCAUUUUUUGACUGGCGAACUGUUGCACUGUUGAGUAUUUGUUGUCCAAUAAUUUGUAUAUUGUUAAUCAUUUUUAUUCCAGAAUCUCCCAUUUGGUUAAUUGCCAAAGGUAAAAACGAAAAAGCUGAAAAAGCCCUGUGUUGGCUAAGAGGAUGGGUAGACUCCGAUACAGUUAAACCUGAAUUAUUUAAACUAUUACAUUAUAAUAAUGUAUCUGGAACAAUUGGAACUCAAUAUAGCAAUGUUGUUACAAGCGAUAAUAAGAAUUUACUGUCAAAAAUAGCCCAAUUCAAGGAACCAUCGGUUUAUAAACCGAUGAAGUUAAUAAUGAUCUAUUUUUUCACGUCUUAUGUAAUUAACCUUACUCCUGGCAAACCAUUCAUUGGUAAAAUAAUGACAGAAGUUGGUUUGCGAGAUAACCAAAGUAUAUAUUUGAUUAUUUUUUCCAUUUUGCAAAUGGUUGGGAGUGUAAUAUUGAUUUUAACUAUACGUCGUUUCCGGAAAAGAUUUUUGUCGUUAGUAACGAUAUCAAUGAACUCUUUUUUAUUAUUAUUAUUUAGCGUAUAUAUUGUGGCCAUGAAAAACAAUUAUAUUAAAUCGACGCAAUGGAUUCCUUUAACAUUAAUCGGCGGUGUUUACCUAUCUGGCGGUUGUGGUGUAGCAUGCAUACCCUGGAUGUUAAUUGGUGAAGUGUUCCCGAACAAUCGAGGAAUUGCUACUGGAGUAUGUACAGGAAUGUCAUAUUUACUUUUGUUUGCAUUAACAAAGUCAUAUCUAACAGUUGAAAUGUUUUUGAGUAUUGAGUACUCGAUGCUUCUUUUUGGUUGUAUUGGUAUUUGUGGAUUAAUAUACUUUUAUUUUUAUUUGCCAGAAACUGAAAAUAAAACGUUAUUAGAAAUCGAAGAAUUUUUUGCAUCGGAUCAAAAGGUCGAACGUAGAUAAAAAUAUUUUAAUAUUUCAUAAAUUCAAUAUUAAUUUUUUUUUUGUAUAUAAUAUAAUCUAUAAGUUUAAAAUAUUUUAAAUAAAUCUUAACAUGCGUAUUUAAAUAAAAAAACUUAACGAUAUUUUUAAUUUACUAUGAAAAAUAUCAAUUUAUAAUAAUUUGAGAAGAAUUAUUUCAAAAUUCUUCGUUUUUGAGCAAAUAAUAC
This is a messenger RNA of Rhopalosiphum padi (bird cherry-oat aphid), 1936 nucleotides long. RefSeq names its product facilitated trehalose transporter Tret1-like. Gene Ontology annotation, cellular component: membrane. Gene Ontology annotation, molecular function: transmembrane transporter activity. The record is from RefSeq and is a predicted model, not a curated record. NCBI's taxonomy places the organism in Eukaryota, Metazoa, Arthropoda, Insecta, Hemiptera, Aphididae. The transcript has 6 exons. The coding region runs from base 267 to 1730 and encodes 487 amino acids. Gene Ontology annotation, biological process: transmembrane transport.